CUCGCUCGAGGUUGGCUCAUUGAUAGCCCUCCCGCUCAAGGGCUCAGCCGCUCAGGGCCUCAGGUUCAUCUCCUCCGUUUCUUAAACCUUUCCCUUCUCUCGGACUCUCUCCUCCCUUGCUCUUCCUUCCCUGGCGGCGACGACUGGGCGAGCGGCGGCGCCAUUUGUCCUGUCUUCGCCCAGCCCUUUGCCGGCGACGAGCGCAUCCUCCAGAAUUAUCGGGUGUACAUGUGUACACCCAUGUCCUAUGCUGGGUCCGCCCCUGCGACUGGAUGUAGCUUGAGACUCGGAGUACCUGCUUUAACUGUCUGCCGGUCUCAUCAAAGGGCUGCUAUCAUUAGAAAUGAGCAUGCUCAGAAUGCUGACUUGCCCCGAAAAUACUCGAAAAGGGAGAAGAAACCAUUUCCUAUACCAGUGCUGGAGUUAAGACGCCGAGCAAAGGAAAGGAUGAAGGCAGCACAAGGGAAACCGAAACAACCACUGCCUCCACCAAAAAAUGGAAUGCUAGUGCGUAGACUGAUACCAGUUGCCUACAAAGUGUACAAUGCAAGAAUUUUGCUGAUCAACAACUUGAGGAAGCUUAUGAAAGUAGUACCUGUAAAAGGCUGCAAAUAUUGCAGUGAGAUACAUGUUGGAUCUGUUGGACAUCCUUUCCGAACAUGCCGAGGAAUGAUGGCAGCUCAACGUAGAGGAGAACAUGACUGGGGAAGUACUUUAGUGGAAGCUGUGUUCUUACCGGUUGAAGCCUACCAUCUAGAGGACCGCCUAGGGAAGCGUAUCCCUCAUGAACAGAGGUUUGCUGUACCCCGCAUUCCCGCUCUUGUGGAACUUUGCAUCCAAGCUGGAGUUGACCUCCCUGAGUAUCCCACAAAACGUCGAAGAAAGCCAAUCAUUAAAAUAGGAAGAAACGAGUUUGUCGAUGCAGAUGAAGAUGACCUACCAGAUGCAGAGCCUGACAGAUUUGAGCAGACACUUCUUGAAGAACUACAUUUUGAUGAGGUUAUCGCUCCAUCUACCCCGGAGGAGACAGCAGCUCUUGCCGAGGAAACAAUCGAAGCAUGGGAGACCGUCAGGGAUGGUGCCUUGAAGCUUAUGAAGGGCUAUGCUGUGAGGGUUUGCGGAUACUGCCCUGAGGUGCAUGUCGGCCCAACUGGCCACAAAGCACGGAACUGUGGAGCCUUCAAGCAUCAGCAGAGGAAUGGACAGCAUGGGUGGCAAGCAGCAGUGCUUGAUGACCUAAUACCUCCUAGAUAUGUCUGGCACAUGCCAGAAUCUGGGGAGGAACUGCAGAGGGAGCUGAAGACCUUCUAUGGGCAGGCACCAGCUGUUGUUGAGAUGUGCAUUCAGGGUGGCGCCAAAGUGCCAGAGAAGUACAAAUGCACAAUGAGACUAGAUAUAGGAAUUCCUUCUAGUUUGAAGGAGGCUGAAAUGGUCAUCUGAUCCUGGAGCAGUUUUAAGUUGUCUCCUAAUGACAUUCUUUGUUGUGUCCGGGGACAAAAAAAAUAUCACGCUCCGUCCUGGACUUGGCUUACCAUAGAUUCAUUUUACUAGUGAAUGUAUAUAUAUCAGGACUGAGGUUAGAAAAAUCAGCAUAUUUCCUUUGUUUGAGAUCCUCGUUGUUGUUUCCAUUUUUUUUUGGUACAAAUGCAAAAUGGUCUGCUGAACU
Messenger RNA from Panicum hallii, 1666 nucleotides. Its product is annotated as APO protein 2, chloroplastic. NCBI's taxonomy places the organism in Eukaryota, Viridiplantae, Streptophyta, Magnoliopsida, Poales, Poaceae. The transcript is spliced from 4 exons. The record is from RefSeq and is a predicted model, not a curated record. Bases 229 to 1440 code for a protein of 403 amino acids. Gene Ontology annotation, molecular function: RNA binding.